AUGGAUUUGGAUGAAUUUGCAAAACCGAAUUUCGAUCCUAAAAAAUGGAUAGAUAACAUGACGAAAGACGUUGAUAAAGGAGAAGAAAGAGAGAAAUCCGUUAUGAGUUUAAUUGCCAAACUUCAAGUACAGUUUCAUAGAUUAAAUGGUGAUUUCGAAUCGACGGCACGUGACGUGAUACAUCAUUUGCCCAAAAUAAAUAAGGAUGCUGGCAAGCUGUCAGAAGAUGCGGGUGAUUUGCAAGAUAAAAUGAACGCCGUACGAGAUGAAAUUGAUAAAAUUAAAAAGAACACGGAUAUGACGAUAUCGUCAUUGGAAAAAAUCGACAGGGUUAAAAUGGAAUUGAUGAAAUAUAAGGAAGCUUUGCACGAAGCUGACAAAUGGACAAUGUUGAGCAACGACAUAAAAGCUGCUUUGGAUGUCAGAGACAUUGACACUGUCACAUGUAAAGUUUUGACAAUGCAACAAUCUUUGAGCAUAUUGACAAAUGCUCAUGAUUACGAAGAUAAAAAAUUAGAAUUGGAAAGUUUUAAAAAUCAAUUGGAAGCCAUGGCCAGUCCACUGUUGUUGCAAGCGUUCACUUCGAAAUCAAUCGAGCAAUCUAAAAAAUAUGUUGAAACGUUUAAAAGCAUAAACAGGUUGCCACAACUUUUGAAACUUUACUCUCAGAAUCAAAAAUCAUUAUUGAUACAAGCGUGGGAAAUAAUGAGCGAUGUUGACUCUGAUGAAAAUGUUGUCGAAUCAUUUCGAAAUUAUUACAAUACACUGUAUUCGACAUGGAUUGAACAAAUCAAAUGGUUUGAUUGUGUGUUCUCUGAGAAAACCGGUGUCGACGUAUUGUUGGAACUGUUCAAAGAUUUAUGUCAAGCAUUGAGUCCGAAAUUUAUCAAACACAUGGACAACAGUUUGAAACAAGUGUCAGAACCUCUCAUCUUGCUCAUGGACCUGAAAACAUGCGCUCAACAAUUUGCCAACAAUCUCAAAUCAGCAAUCGGUACAUUGAGCAACAAUUCAAACAUUGAUAAGGUCAAAAGUCUCGGGAAGGCAAUUUAUUUACCCUACAAAAAUCACAUAUCCAAGUAUGGAGUAUAUCAGGAAGCAGCUCUUCAUCCUCACCUGGCCUCAUUGAACGUUCUGACUGACGACAUAAUGGAAUCCGUUCAAAAUCUGGGUAGUCAAAAUUCCAAAGCGUUCUCUUAUUUGGACGAUGCAAAUAAUCUUUGCGUGAAUUUGACGGAAUCCUGCGGGUAUCCCGGGUACCUCAAAGUCGCAGAAAAUUUUUUAAAUUCUUAUUUGAAUCAGUACAGGCUCAUAAAGAAGAAAAUAAACGAAAGUCAACAGAAAAACUACGAGGAAGUCAACAUGUUUCAAAUGUGUCUCAACAUAUUGCAAUAUUUGGGUAAUUUUUUAAACCGGGUCAAACAAUUGGAUCAAGAAUGCAUGUUGAAUUUAACAAAAGUCAAAAUGGAAUAUUCAAAACCGGAUGUUCAUCCAUUUUACAAUUAUCCGGAAUUAUUGCUCGACGAGACGAAGAGAGGAGAAUUCGACAACGUUCUACGAAAUUUGUCGGAAACGAAUCAAUUGAACGAAUUCAAAUCCGUUUUCGACAACGUGAGAGAUUUGUGUCGAGAUGUUUACGACGCGUCGUAUAAAAUAAUGUUCGAACCAAUAUUGACGAUACUCAAUUCUUUGGGUACGUCAAUGUGGGAUGUGAAAAGGGGAACGACGACGUCGACGUCGGAUUUACCGGAUUACAGUUUCGUGCCGCAAGAGUACAUAACGCAAAUCGGACAGUAUUUGAUGAACAUGCCGCAACUUUUGGAUCCUUUUUCCCUUUCGAAAAAUUUAGAACUCGCUCUGGCUUUGAGCUUGGUCGGAUCGUAUUAUUCCGAAUUGCUCGACAGCACCGCGACGGACGAAAAUAGUUUUGCGGAAUUGUUUCUGAGUCAAAUUUCGAAGGGAACGUGCAAAGCGUAUGCGAAACAAAUUUUGGCAAUACAAAAACUGUCGAAUUUCGCAUCGAAACAAUUGGCGACGGACAUUAAUUAUUUGGGUAACGUUCUCGAAGACAUGGGAUUCAAUUUGACGAAGAAAUUACAGGACAUUGCAAUUUUGUUGAAACUCUCACCUCCGAGUUCCGUGCAAAGUAUCAAAGCGUUGAAAAAUUCCAAAAAUGUCAACUGUUUGGAAAAAUGA
Molecule: messenger RNA, 2196 nt
Organism: Pediculus humanus corporis (human body louse)
Lineage: Eukaryota; Metazoa; Arthropoda; Insecta; Psocodea; Pediculidae
Exons: 2
Coding region: 1-2196 (731 amino acids)
Biological process (GO): intracellular protein transport; Golgi organization; retrograde vesicle-mediated transport, Golgi to endoplasmic reticulum
Cellular component (GO): COG complex
Source: RefSeq, a predicted model, not a curated record